Molecule: messenger RNA, 2342 nt
Organism: Leptopilina boulardi
Lineage: Eukaryota; Metazoa; Arthropoda; Insecta; Hymenoptera; Figitidae
Exons: 2
Coding region: 192-2180 (662 amino acids)
Source: RefSeq, a predicted model, not a curated record
AAUGAAAAAUAUUAAUAAAUUAUUAUUACAUUCAUUUUGAGACAAAAUUUGAAAAUAGUUUAGUUACGUGCCACAACUGAAAGUAAAUCAUUGGCAAUUAGCUUCAAAAGUUUCUUUUCUUCGUCCACUUAUAGGAAAUCAAUGAAAGAAAUUACAGAUUAAAAAAAUUGAAAAAUUUAUAUCAGCUCAUAAUGAAUAACACAUCAACAAUAUUUGCUCAAAAUCAAUCAAAUUUUCAAAUUCUUUCUGUUUGCAACUACAUUUUGAAUUUAAGUAUUUUCUUAUGCAACAAAGAUUUAGUUAAAUUCGAUCAACAAAAUUAUACUGCUCAUGUACCAAAUAUUCUCUUUGAAUAUCUUCAUAAAUCCAAAGAUGAAUCCGAAAAGAAACUACAACUACUUCGAGAAACAAUGAAAAAAAGUGAUUUUUAUAAAAAUGAAACACUAUGCAUUAAGUACGUUAAUGAAACGUUUCAUGAUAUCAUCAGCAAGGAUCCAUUUUUCAAGAACAUUGCUUGUUUCACUAUGAAGAAAAAUGAUAAACUAAUUUUAGAGGGAAUUGAAAAAAUUCUUAAUGAUAUUUUGAAAAUUUUCACAGAGCUGAAAAAAGACACUGAGAUAGUUCAUAGAAGAAAAAAGCGCGCAGAUGAUGAAACAAAUGGAAAUCCUUCAAAAAGAAUGCGAAUAGAUAAUGAAUUAAAUUCACAGCCAAUACAUGUUACCGAUAUUGACAAUUCUGAUUACCUUGCGACAAUAAAAAAUAUUGUUUUAUUUAAAAAAGAAGGUAUUUCUUUUAGUAUGCGAAAUUACAGAUUUAAGAAAUUGAUGUUCUCUUUGGCUUUAAAUCAAAAAAAAAGUUUGGAAUCAAAUAAUAGAAUCAACGAUUUAUGGUAUAUCGAAACUACAAAGUCAAAAGCAGUAGUUAGUUUUUUGCUCAAAUUGAAAGGAAAAAACUUUCAUUUCAAUGAUAUAACACUUUUGACAAAGCGUACUCCAGUUGAUGAAAAAAGGACAGCAUUACAGACAGAAAUUCGUUAUCAUUUACAUAAUAUUUCGUCUAAUGGAUUUGUAGAUUUACAUAAAUUUUACUCUAAAUUUAUUGAUGAUUACAUAACAUUUCCCAACGUGUUCUUUCAUGUAGACAAUACUUUCCUUACUAAAAAAGUUCUAAAUAUUGAAUUAACGAUGAACAUGGUGUGUCGUGUAUGUAACUUUUUAUACCCUAGUUACAAUGAAGAAAAUUUGAAUAAAAGGAUGUUAUAUAUAAGAAGUGCUGCAGAGUUUAUGACAAUUAACGUACCAUUACAUACGAUAGAAUUAUCACAGAAAAUUUUGAUGAAUUACAUUUUAAGAAAAGUUAGUUUACAUAUUGCUCCAAGUUAUAAUGAUUUUGUCAAAGAUUAUUAUGAUCAUAUGACAAUUCUUCCUAAAUAUAAUGAUUUUGAGAUAAUGAGAAAUAGAUACAUUGAUGAUGUAUUAUUUAAGGAUAAAUUAGAUGAUAUCAAAUCAUUAAAUGAAGCAAAAAUAAGAAUCAAUGAUUUAUAUGAUAACCAUAACAUAAAUAUAGAAGAAAUAUUUAAUUUCUACACAAGUUCCUCACUUUAUUAUACUAUGCGAUUUGAAGAUUAUUAUGUAUUGUUUUUAUAUUCAAAUUACAAAAAUUUUGCAGAAAAGCACAUAAUAAAAGAAAGAUUAUUAGCAACAUUUUAUAGAUUGGGACUUAAACAAUCUUCAAUAAAAAAAAAAUUAUUUUUUAUGUUUCGCUAUGAAUUAUUUGACGAGAAUAUAUUAAAGAAUUUAAAAUCAAAAGUUAAUAUUACUGAUUAUUACUUUGUAAAUCCAAAAAUAUUUUAUGAAGAUAAAAAUUCAAUAUUAGAAGAAUUUAUAAAUCAUCCAAUAAAGACAUUUUCUAAAAUGCCGACGAUACUGCAAAUUCAAAUGUCAAAUCAAGUGGGUUUAGCGAAUGUUGAUUUUCCUGGUUUAUUUCCAUUUAAUGUAAUAACAAGUUGCUUAAAGUUUGAAAUAAAUAAUAUCUAUCAAAUUUCAAUGAAUAAAACACGAGGAUGGUAUGUGGAAAUGGUCCACUAUAAAAAUUUGGAGGAUGAGAAAAUAUUGGUUUGCAUGGCAAAUGAACUCAAUAAACUCUUAUCCAUGCCCAUUAAAUAUUACUCGGAUUUAUGAAUUUCUGAUGCAUAUUACAAUAUUUUGGAUUUACUUAUGUUUUUACAUCUAUAAACUUCAGUAUAUAAAUUCAUAUUUAUUAAAAAUAAGAAAAAGAUUUAACUUAUUUCAUUGUACACAACAAAAAAUUUAUUCAAAUAAUAAUGAUUUGAUUUAAUUAAA